AAAAAAUUAAAUAAAAAAGUAUUUAUGUUUUUUUAUAAUUUAUUUUUUUAUAAUGUGAUAAUAAAAAAUAGAAAAAUAAUUUGAAUUUGAAUUUUUUUAAUGAUUUUUAGGCUGACGAGGCAAUGACAUGACGUGUUGACUAAUAAUCAAUGGUGUUGACCAUCCCAAUUAACGGUCAAACCAUGUGUCAGGCCAAUUGAUUCUAUAUGUUGCAUAGUUGAGGCCAAGAUGUUAAUUUCUGAAACCACGUGUUAAAGUUGAUUAUAUGAUAAUAAUUUGGACCAAAAUAAGAUAUUAAUGAUAGGAAUUUAGACUUUUCUACAUAUUUUGGUAAAACGAUAGGAAUUACAUAGCACCAAUCUGACCAUUUAACUUGCUAAUCCGACGUAACCAUAUGAACCGGUUUAUAUCCGCUCUCGGUUUUGGUGGCCUGCAUGGUGGUAGAUUGGUAGUUGCUAGUUAGGCAUUGUUUGCCCUUUUGGCUUUUUCUAUCUUCUGCUCCAAUCCACCUAUCCACUUGUCGGCAAGCGGAGCAAGUUCCCCAACUCCAUUUUCUCGCUUCUCGGCGGUAUAGGUUUCCCGCCACAAAAAAGGGUGAAGAAUCCUGCCUCGGAGAUCGGCCGCAGAGAAAGGUAAGCCAAAAAGGAAACUCCUUUGUUCUUUGCCCCCCGUCAAAUUGCUGCAAAGCAAGAGAAAAUGAUGCGACUAAACCUGCUGGAAUUCUUCUAUUUCCCUCGAAACUCAUAGACUCGAAUGCGAUUACCCGCGGCGGGAACUAUUUUCAGUCAAUGUCGAUGGCGUCUUCGUCGUUCUCCGGGUCGGGUAAUGCUCUAAUGUGGUUUCGGAAGGGGCUUCGGAUCCACGACAACCCAGCCCUAGAAUGUGCUUCCAAGGGGGUUACAGGUGGGGGGUUUCUUUACCCGGUGUUCGUGAUUGAUCCACAUUACAUGGAGCCCGACCCGAGGGCUUCCUCACCUGGGUCGAGUCGAGCCGGUUUGAACCGAAUCCGGUUCUUGUUGGAGAGCUUGAAAGAUCUGGACUUGAGCUUGAGGAAGCUUGGUUCAAGGUUGCUGGUUAUGAAGGGUGAACCUGGAGAGGUUUUGAUCAACUGCUUGAAGCAAUGGAAAGUUGAAAAGCUUUGCUUUGAGUAUGAUACAGAUCCUUAUUACCAACAGUUAGAUAUCAGGGUUAAGGACUACGCUUCUGCAGCUAGAAUUGAAGUCUUUUCUCCGGUGAGUCACACUCUAUUCAAUCCUGCUGAUAUCAUACAAAAGAAUGGAGGAAGACCUCCUGUGAGCUACCAAUCAUUUCUGAAGCUCGCUGGAGAACCCUCAUGGGCGUCUUCCCCACUCAUGACAAUAUUUCCUUCACUUCCUUCUGUUGGAGAUGUUGGAAGCUCUCAGAUUGUGGAAGUCCCUACGUUGGAAGAGCUUGGUUAUGUGGACAUUGAAAUGGGCAAUGAACUUCCUCCUUUUAGGGGUGGUGAAUCAGAAGGAUUGAAGCGGCUGCGAGAAGCUAUCAGCAAUGAGAAGUGGGUGGCGACUUUUGAAAAGCCUAAAGGUGAUCCAUCGGCAUUUCUAAGGCCUGCAACUACAACACUUUCACCGUAUCUCAAAUUUGGAUGUGUUUCUUCCAGGUACUUCUACCAAUGCAUUCAGGAUGUUUAUACAAGAAACAAAAAACACACAUCACCACCAGUUUCUCUUCUGGGCCAGUUGUUGUGGAGAGAUUUCUUCUACACUGUGGCUUUUGGUACUCCAAACUUUGAUCAGAUGAGAGGAAACAAAAUAUGCAAGCAGAUACCGUGGAAUGAUAAUGAUGAAUUGUUAACAGCUUGGAGAGAAGCUAAAACAGGAUAUCCUUGGAUUGAUGCUAUCAUGACCCAACUCCACAAGUGGGGUUGGAUGCAUCAUCUAGCAAGGCAUUGUGUUGCAUGUUUCCUGACUCGUGGUGAUCUGUUUGUUCAUUGGGAAAAAGGGCGUGAUGUUUUUGAAAGGCUUCUGAUUGAUUCGGACUGGGCCAUCAAUAAUGGGAAUUGGAUGUGGCUCUCUUGUUCGUCAUUCUUUUACCAGUAUAAUCGGAUCUACUCACCGAUAUCAUUUGGGAAGAAAUAUGAUCCAAACGGGAACUAUAUUAGACAUUUUCUGCCUAUAUUGAAAGAUAUGCCAAAGGAGUACAUCUACGAGCCAUGGACUGCACCUCUCAGUGUCCAAGCUAAAGCCAAAUGCAUCAUAGGAAAGGACUAUCCAAAACCUAUGGUGUCUCAUGAUUCAGCAAGCAAAGACUGUAAGCAGAAGUUGGCCGCAGCUUAUGAGUUAAACAAGAAGUUAAAUGGGAUUGUUAGUGAAGAGGAUCUGAAAGUCUUGCAAAGAAAACUGGAUGCAACUUGUGAUUCCGUUCUCAACCCAGUUCAUUCCCACUCUUCUUCUGGUGCUAAAAGGCAGAGACGGUCAUAGGUUUUAUUAGUCAUCUAGACGCCCAAUGUGUACUAUUAUAUAUUUAAAGUAGCCAAAACAAACUACCAUAUUCAUAUAUCUGUCCUGUAUUAUGAUGAUGGACUCUGCGAUUUGACAGCAUUCUGUUUCAGUUCUUUCCAGAUAUCUACAUGUCAAUGUGUAACACUACAGAACAAUAGAAUGAAAGAACGAUGGCUUGAUUAUAAUGGUCGAGCACUGAAAUCUGUGGCUGCAACUUCUGUCCCUUAACUGCUUGGCUGGUCCUCUCACUCCACUGCACUGCAUUCUGUUGUUGGCAGGCCUCGACAUAAUCAAGCAGCAGAACGUGG
This is a messenger RNA of Linum trigynum, 2785 nucleotides long. Lineage: Eukaryota; Viridiplantae; Streptophyta; Magnoliopsida; Malpighiales; Linaceae. The record is from the annotation of a GenBank genome assembly.